GGAAAUCUUUGCUGGAAAUCUUUAACAUCUCCUUCACGGCACAUUCCGGCACCACAGAGGCAAGCCUUGGAUCAGCUCACAUAGCUAAUCCAAAUACUGUAGCCUGCAGCUCUGACUUCAGGUCAGCUUCAGAGCAGAAAGCUGUGUUUUAGUCCAGUGGAGUUUUGCAGGUUUGGAAGUCAUGGUUGACAGCAUGGAAAUGGAGAAAGAACAGAAGCGUUACUGCAUCCGCACUAAGCAUGUAGUCAUCAUCUGUGUGACGGUGUUGGUGUGUUCUUUGGCACUCGGGGUCGGCCUUGGGGUGGGUCUCUCCAGUUCAGACACCACAACCUCCACCACUCCCAAACCCACACCACCCCCCACAGAAGAGCCCCCUCCGCCUGGCAGGGGGCCCUGCUUGCCUUCCACUGACUCCAGCGGGGAGUGGAACAAUUUCCGUCUGCCUAACUACGUGAACCCGAUCCAUUAUAACCUGCACCUGGAGCCGGACCUGGUCGAUGACACCUACAGUGGCACUGUGGACAUCCAUGUGAAAGUCAACAAACCCACCCGCUACCUGUGGCUCCACAUCAGGGAGACGUUUGUGAGCACCAUGCCCAGGCUGAAGAUGCUGAACAGUCAGAAGGAGGUGGCAGUGAAAAGCUGCUUUGAGUACAAACCUCAGCAGUAUGUGGUGGUGGAGGCCACAGAGGAGCUGCCCGUCACCAGCCCAGAAGAGAUGUACGUUCUCAGCUUGGACUUUCAGGGCUGGCUAAAUGGCUCUGUGGUGGGAUUCUACAGGGUGAUCUACACCGAGAAUGGAGUCACCAAAAAGAUUGCUGCAACUGAUCACGAACCAACAGAUGCUCGCAAGUCCUUUCCCUGCUUUGAUGAACCCAACAAGAAGGCUACCUACAAUGUCUCCAUUACGCAUGAUGCAAACUAUGGAGCUCUGUCCAACAUGCCACAAGAGAACCAGGAAAACCUGCCUGGCAAUAAAAAGAAGACCACCUUCGUCAAGUCCAUUCCCAUGAGUACCUACUUGGUAUGUUUUGCUGUGCACAAGUUUGAAUAUCUGGAAAGAACUUCUGCCUCUGGUAUUCCUUUGAGAAUCUACGCCCAGCCAAGUCAGUUAGAUACUGCUGAAUACGCAGCUAACACAACCAAGAUGAUCUUUGACUACUUUGAGGAAUAUUUCAACAUGACAUACUCCAUUUCAAAACUCGAUAAGAUAGCCAUCCCUGACUUUGGUACUGGUGCCAUGGAGAACUGGGGCCUCAUCACCUACCGGGAGACCAACCUGCUGUAUGAUGAGAACCAGUCAUCCUCCUACAACAAGCAGCGAGUGGCCAGUGUUAUUGCCCAUGAACUGGUUCACCAGUGGUUUGGUAACAUCGUGACUAUGGACUGGUGGGAUGACCUCUGGCUUAAUGAGGGCUUCGCCAGUUUCUUUGAGUACAUUGGUGUGGAGAAAGCUGAACCUUCUUGGGGCAUGCGAGACAUCAUGAUUAUCAGUGAUGUGCUUCCUGUCAUGGUGGAUGACGCCCUCCUUUCCUCUCACCCGAUCAUUGUUGAUGUGUCAACCCCAGCAGAGAUCACCUCUGUGUUCGACACCAUCUCAUACAGCAAGGGAGCAUCCAUUCUCAGAAUGCUAGAGGACUGGAUGGGUAAAGACAUGUUCAGAGAUGGCUGUCGACAAUAUUUGAAAGACUACUACUUCAUGAACGCCAAGACUGCCAACUUCUGGGAAUCUCUUGCCAGUGUGAGUGGUUUGCCAGUUGCAGAGGUAAUGGAUACAUGGACCAAACAGAUGGGUUAUCCUGUGCUGCACCUGACUGUCUCAGAGAUGGAUGCCAAGCUGAACCAAAAGCGUUUUCUGCUGGAUCCUGAAGCCAAUGCCACACAGCCUCCUUCACCUUUUGGGUACAAAUGGACAAUUCCAGUCAAAUGGCAUGCUGUGAAAAGCGACAAGAGUCACUUCGUGAUGUUUAACAAGAGCAGCACAGAGCAAAUCAUCACUGACUACUCACCCUCAGUCGAUGGGCUGCUGAAAGUUAACAAUGAUCACAUUGGAUUCUACAGAGUCAACCAUGACAACAACAUGUGGAACACCAUCAGUGAACAGCUUCAAAAAAAUCACUCUGAGUUUGAUGCAGCUGAUCGAACAAGCUACAUUGAUGAUGUUUUUACUCUAGCAAGGGCAAACAUUAUAGAUUAUGGUAAUGCUUUCAACCUUAUCAAGUACCUGGCAAAUGAGACUGACUACAUAGUAUGGGACCAUGUGGCCACUUCUAUUGCCUAUGUGCGGGACAUGCUCUCAAACAAUGAGAACAAAGAGGUCUACACUUUGUUUCAGAAACUGUUUCGUAACCAUGUACAAGCAAUUGCAAGACAACUUGGAUGGAAUGACGUAGGGACACAAACUGAGAGGUUACUAAGGGAGACUGUGCUUAGCAUCGCUUGUCGGAUGGGAAGCGAAGAGGAUCUGAAUGAAGCCUCUCAAAAAUUUGACCAGUGGAUUGAUGGAAGUCUCAGCAGUGUACCAGUGAACCUGAGACUACUGGUCUAUCAGUAUGGUAUUAAGAACUCCAGCUCAGAAGCAGAGUGGAACAUAAUGUUCCAGAGGUACAAGAAUACUACUUUGGCUCAAGAGAAGGACAAGCUGCUGUAUGGACUGGCAUCUGUGGACAGCGUGGCCCUCCUCUUCAAGCUCCUGGAAGCUACUAAAGAUGAGAGUGUGAUUAGGAGUCAGGAUCUGUUCACUGUGGUGCGAUACGUGUCCUACAACCCGCUGGGGCAGAACAUGGCCUGGGACUGGACCACACUUAACUGGGACUACCUGGUCAACAGGUACACUAUCAAUGACAGGAACCUUGGUCGCCUACUAAACAGAAUCACCACCAACUACAACACAGAGCUCCAGCUAUGGAAGAUGGAGCAUUUCUUCAAUAAAACACUGGAUGCCGGUGCUGGCCAGAUGCCCCGGCAGCAGGCUCUGGAGACAGUGAGAAACAACAUUGAAUGGAUCAAGAAUAAUGGCAACGAAAUCAGUGCUUGGCUGAAGAGCAACGUCAACUAAAACACUGCAGGGAUACAGACACACUGUACACUACCAGAGCAUCUACGGUCAUCUGUGGAUACAUGUGAUCUUUCCUGAUUUUAGCACAUACAUGGUGUGGUCGGGUUGAGUUUGUAUUCUUUUUAAAGGGCCAAAGCAGAGAGCUGGUGAUCUAAAUAAACGUUAACAGAAAAUCAAAACCCACAUUCUCAUUUAGAAGCACUUCAUGUUAGUAAAGACCACAGAAAAUCUGAUCUCUACAGUGAAAAUCAAACUUUUCAAAUUGUAGUAGUCCAUAAAAGAAUGUUUGGGCCUUUACAAGUAUCUAAAGCAUCUGAAUCAGUAAUGUAGAAAUUCUCUACUGCUGUACAGUACCUACCUAUUUAAUGUAAAUUAACUCAAAUAUAUAUAUAGAUGUAUACACACUCCUCAUGUGGAUAUGAAGACAUCAGCUGUCCAUUUUUUCUUUCACCGAUUCUCCUCCUUGUACUUUUAACAUUUUUAUUACAAAUCCUUAUAUAUAUUUUUGUAAAUUUUUAACUUAUAAACGAAAUCUGAAUUAUUUUGUUUGCAACAAGUCACAAAUGCAAAUUUUGUAUUGAACUGAAUUAAAAUGACUUGAAAUCUCAGGAGUCCUGGAUUGUGCACCAUUGUGACUCAUUCUACCUGAUCUCACCUUGUUUCCUUACGUGUCCUUGGUACACACGACUCUGUGUGCACGGAGCUCACAUCGCACAGUGUAUGAUUAUUUGUAUUUUGCUGUUUCUUUAAUAAUUAAUUAUGAUUGUCAUACUCACAAAGUCAGAUCUAAAGGAACUGGAAAUACUGAUGUUAUGUUUUAGCAUAGAUAAUUACUCUUUGGGGGGGGUAUUUGUUUAAAUGUAUGACCAGUGGUUAGACGGCCCAUGUUAUUUCUCUUGUCCUCAGCAAGAGGUCACAAUAUUCACCAGCCCCUAAAAACUUCAAGAACCUCUACAAUUGUGAAAACAUUUAUAUCAAAUCAAAGAUAAGGGUUAUAAAUGUAUAAAACAAUGCAUGCCAUGAACAUCUAAAAAAUAUUUUCCAUAGAAAUCUGCCUAUCAAAGUUGUGUCCUCUGUCAGCUCCGUCAGAUUUUUUGAUAAACUUCAUUAAGUCAGGCAAUAGCAUGGUCAGCUAUAUCCCUGAGGAUCCCUUUUCAAUCUCCUGGCUGUGGUGAAUGCACCAGUACCACACAUGGUCUCAUAUGUUUGACAUUUUUUGAUAUUUUGGAUGAACAAUGUCAAUUUUCCUAUGGUCACAGCUGGAGCAUGUCAACACCAUCUCUCUGUUAUGAUACUUUUUAUUAAACCAUACUAGAUUCAAUUAAAGUAUUUUAUUGAGAUUAUGGAGACAGCUAGCAAUAGCCAAAAAACUAGCUAGCUGCAGUGUUUUCUGCAGAGGGGAAAAAACAUGCCAUUUCAUUAACCAUGUCAGAGUCAACUCCAUCAGGUUUUAUGUGACGGAGUUGACAAAUCCACCAAUAUCCGCUUAAUGAACAUAUAUAACGUAAUUACAUUAUUUUACAAUGUACUCAUGAUUUGUAGAGCAUGGGCAGGCUUUGUUCUGCUUACUGAAUAAUUUUCUUUUAUCUGCUUAUUAAUAAAUAACUUUCCAG
Larimichthys crocea (large yellow croaker) is the source of this 4671-nucleotide messenger RNA. RefSeq names its product glutamyl aminopeptidase (gene enpep). NCBI's taxonomy places the organism in Eukaryota, Metazoa, Chordata, Actinopteri, Sciaenidae. Bases 182 to 3058 code for a protein of 958 amino acids. The record is from RefSeq and is a predicted model, not a curated record. Gene Ontology annotation, cellular component: plasma membrane; cytoplasm. Gene Ontology annotation, molecular function: metalloaminopeptidase activity; peptide binding; zinc ion binding. Gene Ontology annotation, biological process: peptide catabolic process; proteolysis; regulation of blood pressure. The transcript has 21 exons.